GCGGAGGAGGAGGCCGGGUUGUGACCCAUGGUGGCUCCUGAGUGAGGAGGGGAGCGGGCAGGUCGGGUCGGGGCCAUGGAGCACAUCACCACCCCGAAGGUAGAAAAUGUCAAAUUACUAGAUCGUUAUACCAAUAGGAAGCCAGCAAAUGGGACGUUAUACCUGACAGCUACCCAUCUGAUCUAUGUGGAUGCUUCAGCUGAAGUCCGAAAAGAAACCUGGAUUCUACAUCAUCAUAUAGCUACUGUGGAGAAGUUGCCUCUGACCACAUCUGGAUGCCCAUUGCUUAUUCACUGCAAGAACUUCCGUGUGGCACACUUUGUCAUGGGACAUGAACGGGAUUGCCAUGAAGUGUAUACAUCCUUGCUUAAACUUUCACAGCCAGUGAAACCUGAAGAACUUUAUGCAUUUUCUUAUAACCCCAAAAUGCCAAAAGAUAACCGGGAGAUUGGAUGGAAGUUGAUUGAUUUAAAAGUAGAUUAUCAGCGUAUGGGAAUUCCAAAUGACUUCUGGGAAAUAACGGAUGCUAAUAAAGACUAUGAGGUCUGCAACACAUACCCUCCAGAAAUAGUGGUGCCAAAGGCUGCUAAUAAAGCAACUGUGCUUGGAAGUUCAAAGUUCAGAAGCAGAGGGCGCAUCCCAGUGCUUUCCUAUCUUUACAAAGAAAACAAUGCUGCCAUAUGUCGCUGUAGCCAGCCUCUCUCUGGGUUCAGUGCUCGCUGUCUGGAGGAUGAACAGAUGCUGCAGGCAAUUAGACAAGCCAACCCGGGGAGUCCCUUCAUGUAUGUUGUAGACACAAGGCCAAAGUUAAAUGCCAUGGCAAACCGAGCUGCUGGUAAGGGUUAUGAGAAUGAAGAUAACUAUGACAACAUUCGCUUUAAAUUCAUCGGCAUAGAGAACAUCCACGUGAUGCGGAGCAGCUUGCAGAAACUCUUGGAAGUGUGUGAAACAAAAUCUCCCUCAAUGAGUGACUUCCUUACUGGCCUGGAGAACUCAGGCUGGUUACGGCACAUUAAAGCUGUAAUGGAUGCUGGAGUCUUUCUUGCUAAGGCAGUGAAAGAAGAAAAAGCCAGUGUCUUAGUCCACUGCUCAGAUGGGUGGGAUCGUACAGCUCAAGUCUGUUCACUGGCUAGCCUCCUCUUAGAUCCGUUUUAUAGAACAUUUAAAGGACUCAUGGUUCUAAUAGAAAAGGAAUGGAUUGCGAUGGGCCACAAGUUCUCACACAGGUGUGGCCAUCUGGAUGGUGACCUAAAGGAAGUGUCCCCUGUCUUCACUCAGUUCACUGAAUGUGUCUGGCAGCUCAUGCAGCAGUUUCCCUGUGCAUUUGAAUUCAAUGAGCGGUUCCUUCUCGAAAUCCAUGACCACGUCUACUCCUGCCAGUUUGGCAACUUCCUUGGGACUUGCCAUAGGGAACGGGAGGCUCUGAAGAUUUUUGAGAAGACCCAUUCCCUGUGGCCUUUCCUAUUACAGAAGAAGCAGGAGUUCAGGAAUCCUCUGUAUAAGGGAUUCACCGCUUACAAGGAGCUUAAGCCAAACACUCUACCUUUCAGUUUCCAGUUCUGGUGUGGAAUGUAUAACCGCUUUGACAAAGGGAUGCAUCCAAAGCAGUGUGUGUUGGACCAUCUCCUCAACUGCAUGAGCCAGAAGAUGAAGUUGGAGGACAGUGCAACUGACCUGGAAAACAAGCUGCCCUUCCUAGAUGGUACCCUGCCAGAUGAAGUUUGCUCCUUAUCUAAAAUUGUAAAUGCCUCAGUUGAGUCUUCGAAAACCCCAAUGCUGAACACUCCCCAGGAUUACGAAAGUGAACCACCUGCUCUGUUGACCAAUGGUGCCAUAGUGGAGGAAGUCGACAUCAUGCCUAGUCGGGACCAAAAGAACAAAGAGAACUUUGUUAAUCAUCAUGACCUUCCUGACCUUCACAGCACCAUGGAAGUUAUAGAAUCAGAUGCUAAAAAAGAAAAGCUGCAGUACCAGUGAUUAUCUCUUAUAGUGUACUCUGUGUGAGCCAUUCAAAUGUGGUAGUAAGGUAUGCAAAAUCUGUGCCCUGUGAAGGCAUAGCUGCCCUGACCGUGUACAACCAAGUGUUAGUGUGUGUGUGUGUGGAGGGGCUGUUCUUUGUGAGGUGUGUGAACAAUCUAGAGAAGGGAUUUUACCUUUUAGUUUGGGUUGCAUCACCACAGAUUAAAAGAUGAAUGUGCAUGCAGAACUGCCUAGAAGGCUACCUUGACUGAGAGUAUAAACCUCAUUUUCCAGUGAAAUUGUGGUCUCUCCUACCAGGUUUUAAAGAUGACUUCUAUUACUGGGUUUUCAGAGUAUAAAGAUGCUUUUGGUCACUUUGAUAUGGAGGGUUAAAAGCCACACAGUAUUUAUAAUGGGUAGGAGAGAUGUGAUUUGUGUUUUGGCAAUGAAAGGAUGUAAAUGCCAUUUUAGUUCACCUUAAAACGUGAAUAUGCUGAAAAGGCUUUUCUUAGCUGUUUAAUGAUGCUCUGCAUGGAAUCCUACACUGUAGCAGAGGCUGAUUAAUUAUUUUCAUUUCCUAUGCACAUUUGUAAGGAACUGUGCCUUUUUUUUAAUUGAGACCAUCUUAAUAUCCAACCACGGCAAUGUAAUUUUUAUUAUUGUAAUAUGCAGCUGUAGUAUGUGAUUAUUUUGUGGUCACUGUUUUUAAAACUCUGUUUUGUAUAUGUCACUGCUGCCAACUUCCCUAGGGUCUCAGAUGGUCACCUGAGUCCCUAGCUUUUCUUUUCUGCAACAUGUCUAAGAAUAUCCUAUUCCGAUUUGAUUUAAUGUUCUUGAGCCACACAAAAACAUACUACAGUAUUUGCAUUUGACAGUGGUGAAGAAGUUUUCCCUAAAAUUCUGCGAGUUACAAACCAGAAAGGAGGGAAAUGUUUAAAUUUACCCCAAACUUUUCUUGUUUUAUCCUGCCAACGUGGGUCUUGCAACAAGGGGAUAACUUUUUGUUCUGACUUAGAAAUGUGCUUUCUCUCAAACCUAGAAACAAGGCAGAAACAACAAAUCCAAUGUAUUUCUGUUGUUAAAAACAAAGGCUAAAAAUGAUCGCCUCAUAGCACAUCUUAAGUGCCAAUUGAGAAUGUUAUCAUUGAUCUUAAAACAUUAAUGCUGACUUUGCAUUCCAUUUCCAGUGAAGACAUUCAAGCUCAUUUUCCCCCCCUCCUUUAAAACAAAACAAACAUUCCAUUAAUUUUAGUAACAGUUGCAGGUGCUCAACAUCUCUCACGAUCAGGUCCAUUAUACACAAAAUACCAUGUAGCAGCUCCCAUUCUGGUAAAGCCAAAGAGGGAUGACCCUACUGCUCAUAGUCUCCAUUUUUAUUGGCAUACCUUUCAGUAAUUUGCAUUCAGGCAACUUUUUAAAAAGAUUUUUGCUUUAGACCAUGAUAAUAAGCAGCACCUCUCAUGACAGUGGACUUUUUGAUUUUGUUAAAAAGGUGAAAAACUUUAUUGGGGAUUGUCAUCUUGUUGUUUGGGGGAAGGAAAGGAAAUCUCCCUGGGUUAUAAUUCUGGCUGAGUCAUGGACUCGCUGUGGUGUUUGCCAAGUACUUGACUUCCUUAAAUCUCAGUAAAUUCAACUGGAGAAAUAGGGUAAAAACACACAAACAAAAAAUCCAACAAGAAGAAGAAACAGGUGUUCCAUCAGUACUGAACUUUUCUGGGGAAAUAUAUUACGAAAAGGAAAAUAUCUGAGGUUUCCAACGGCCUUUUGUGUAUAGUCGUCCUGAAAAUAUUUCUGCUUCCUCUGGUUCAAGUUUUAGAGUUUAUACUAGAGACUAUCUGGUCUUAAAACCUAGUUUUAGACUUAUGGAAAACUAAUUCAAAUAGGAAUGUUUUCAAAGUUUUUAAAAAAAUAUAUUAUUUCAAUAAAUAGUUCAAACUUUCCCCUGUGGUAAUAUGAAAUGCAGCAGCCCUUGUUGUAGAGCAUACAACCCUGAAUAUGAAACUGACUACAGGCUGUUUGUAGUGUUCAAACUGAUCAGUGUGUGGAGACUGGGGGAGAAAAACUAUGUAAAUAGUAAGAAGGAAACUAGCUCUGGUUUUAUGCUGACUGUAUUACUCUCAGUAUCUCAUUUGCAGUUUGGGCAAGAAAAUAUCCUGUUAUGGGUUUGAUCAUAAUAUACUUAAUACAAAAAGAUGAAUGGUAGAGAAUUUUUAGUGUCUAAAAUGGCAAUGAGGACAAGCCUUUUUACGUCUUUUUUUCUUCAUUAGUAGAUUAUUCAGUUUUUAAAGCAAGCUAUUUUUAGUCUGAUUUCAAAAUAAAAACCUUUGUUUUCAGGAUAUGAGGGAGAUAAUUGCAUAGUAUCUAAACGGCUUAAACACUGUAAUAAGCACAUUGAAUACAGAACUCUGGUGAAAAGAUCUGUUAGGGACAAAAAAAAGCCACUCUUUUACACGUUAAGUUAUGGUAUACACCAGAAAUAUUGCAUCAUUUAAAUGAUUAUACAUUUAAUAUCUUGGUGUUAGUUUAACACUUCUAAAUGCAUUAUUUCUGUGGCAAUGAAUCCCACAUCUCAAGAGAAGAAAAUCCACUCUUGAAUCCCUCUGCCUUAAAGAGAAAAGGGCUCUGCCCAACUCCUAAAAUCAAAAUUAACCUGUAUGCUAACCUCUUUUUUCAUGCUUGCCGUGCUAACAUAAUUGUCUCAUGUUAAAAGGUGACACCUUUAAUCUUAGUCUGUUGGUCCAGAAUUCUAAGUGUAUGCGUGACUCAAAUACUUCUUUAGAUUCCAUGGAAAACUGUAUUUUAAUGGGAACUUCUUUUCCCUCUGCCUCUCUACAACAGUUUCCAUAAGAGAUCAAUUUCACACUGGCACUUUUUGCUAGUUGAGCCCUGCUCAAAAGAACCAAUAGGUGUAGCUUGGCUUUCCUUUCUGGACAGGAGCAGAAGUGUAUCAAACCCUAAACAAGCCUUCCUGAAACUGAGAACUUUUAAAUUGCAAAUGAGGCCAGUAGAGGUACUUUUCAGGACCAAUUAUUCA
Molecule: messenger RNA, 4993 nt
Organism: Malaclemys terrapin pileata
Lineage: Eukaryota; Metazoa; Chordata; Testudines; Emydidae
Gene: MTMR8
Product: myotubularin related protein 8
Exons: 14
Coding region: 76-1977 (633 amino acids)
Biological process (GO): negative regulation of autophagy; dephosphorylation
Cellular component (GO): nuclear envelope
Molecular function (GO): phosphatidylinositol-3,5-bisphosphate phosphatase activity
Source: RefSeq, a predicted model, not a curated record